AUGUCACAUUUAUUCAAUAAAGAUGCAAAUAAUCAAAAAGAUGAUGACCAUAUUGAUGAAAAACAAAGAAUACAUUCUUACAAGAUGAAUAAUCAAAGCUCUAAUAUAGAUAGGUUAUGGUCGAGUGAUCUUUUUGAUGCUCAAGAUAGAUUUCAAUAUAUGAAUAAUCAUCAAAGUUCAAAUAAAAAUUGGUUAUGGUCAAUUGGUUUAAUUACUUUAUUGAUAUGGGGUUCAAGUUUCUUAGUUUUAGGUAUUGCAAGAUUAAGAGAAUCAUCAGUUCAAUUGAAACAAUUGGAAAUUCUGACACAGAGUUCAACAUCAUCAAUUAAAAACAUUCUGAGAGGUUAUAAAGAUGAUCAAGAAGUAUUAACUUUAGGUUCUGAUAAAGUUUUAGGUUUUGAUGAAAUUAGAAAUUCAAGUUUCAGUGCAAAUUUUAAACCAAUUCAAUGGAUCUCAGAACCAGACUCUUUAACAAAUGAUAAAGGUACUUUUGUAACUUUUGACAAUGAUUUAUAUUUAAUUAAAUCUGUUUAUGAUAAAGAAUAUGAAAAUUUAUUAUAUAAUGGAUCAAAGAUAACUGUUAAAAAUGAAGAGUAUGAAAUUGAAAGAUUAGUUGCAAGUCCAAAUUUAAAAUAUGCUUUAAUUUCAACAAAUCAUUCUCAAAAUUGGAGACAUUCUUCAUUUGCAUUUUAUUGGAUCUUAAAUGUUGAAACUCAAGAAAUUUCCAAGUUACAUGAGGAUAAAAUUUCAAUUGCUAAAUGGUCACCAAUCUCAGAUAAAGUUGCAUUUGUCCUUGAAAAUAAUAUUUAUGUUUAUGAUUUAUCAACCCAAAAUACAAAUCAAUCAACCUUUGAUGGUGAUGCUCAAGUUUUCAAUGGUAAACCUGAUUGGGUUUAUGAAGAAGAAGUUUUAGAAGGUGAUUCUGCUUUAUGGUGGUCACCAAAUGGUGAAUUCAUUUCAUUUUUAAGAGCUAAUGAUACUUUAGUUUCAGAAUUUCAAAUUCCAUAUUUUGUUCAAGGUGAUGCAAAAGAUGUUUAUCCAGAAGUUAGAAGUUUAAAAUAUCCAAAACCUGGAUAUAAUAAUCCUGAUGUUUCUGUGGGGGUGAUUAAUGUUAAUAAACAAACGACUGAAUUGAUUGGUUAUAAAUAUGGUAUUUUCACUGAAAUUUUAUGGGUUGGUAACGAUCAAUUAUUAAUUAAGGCAACAAAUAGAGAAUCUGAUUUUUUAAAAGUUGUCUUAGUUAAUGCUCAAGAUUUAUCUUUUGAAAUUGUUAGAGAUGAAGUUACUGAUAGUUGGUUUGAAAUAACUCAUGACACUUUGUUUAUUCCAAAAUCAACUGGCCCUGAUGCAAUUCGUGAAGAUGAUGGUUAUUUAGAUACUAUCUCUGUUAAUGGGUUUAAUCAUUUAGCUUAUUUCUCACCACCAAAUAAUUCAACACCAAAAAUUUUAACUCAAGGUGAUUGGGAAGUUGUUAGUGCACCAAGUGCAUUUAAUUAUGAAAAAAAUUUGAUUUAUUAUAUUUCUACAAAAAAAUCUUCAAUUGAAAGACAUUUAUAUUCAUUAAAUUUAAUCACUGGUGAGACUGAACAAUUGACUAAAGGUGAAGGUUGGUUUAGUGCUUCAUUUUCAUCAGGUGCAAGAUUUGUUUCAUUAAGUUAUAGAGGUCCAAAUAUUCCAUAUCAAAAACUUGUUGAUUUAGAAACUGGUGAAGAUGAAUUUUUAGAAGAUAAUGAUAAAUUAUCUCGAUUAUUAGAUACUUAUGAUUUACCAAUUCGUACUUAUGGUGAAGUUGAUAUUGGUACUGCUAUUGUUAAUUAUGUUGAAAGAUUACCACCACAUUUUGAUGAAAAUAAAAAAUAUCCAGUGUUAUUUUUCGUUUAUGGUGGUCCAAAUUCUCAACUGGUUACAAAAACAUUUGGAUUCCAAUUCCCAGAUGUUGUUGCAUCACAAUUAAAUGCAAUUGUUGUGACUGUUGAUGGUCGUGGUACUGGAUUUAAAGGUCGUCAAUUUAGAUCUAUAGUCAGAGAUAAAUUAGGUCAUCAUGAAGUUAUUGAUCAAAUCUUAGCUGCAAAGAUAUGGGCAAGGAAAUCUUAUGUUGAUGAAUCGAGAUUUGCUAUAUUUGGUUGGAGUUAUGGUGGUUAUAUGACUUUGAAAACUCUUGAGUUAGAUGCUGGUAAUACUUUCCAAUAUGGAAUGUCUGUUGCACCAGUUACAGAUUGGAGAUUUUAUGAUUCUGUUUAUACUGAAAGAUAUAUGCAUACACCUGAAAAUAAUUCAAAAGGUUAUGAAAGAUCAUCAGUUUCUAAUGUUACAAGAUUAAGUGAAACUACAAGAUUUUUAUUAUGUCAUGGAACUGGUGAUGAUAAUGUUCAUUUCCAAAAUUCAUUAAAAUUCUUGGAUGAUUUAAAUUUAGCAAAUGUUGAAAAUUAUGAUGUUCAUAUUUUCCCUGAUUCUGAUCAUGCAAUUCGUUAUCAUAAUGCAAAUGUUAUCAUUUAUGAUAAAUUACUUUUAUGGUUGAAGAAGGCAUUUAGAGGAGACUAUAUAAAUUAUGACUAA
This is a messenger RNA of Hansenula ciferrii, 2556 nucleotides long. It is a transcript of the gene DAP2, whose product is annotated as dipeptidyl aminopeptidase. The coding region runs from base 1 to 2556 and encodes 851 amino acids. NCBI's taxonomy places the organism in Eukaryota, Fungi, Ascomycota, Saccharomycetes, Phaffomycetales, Wickerhamomycetaceae. The record is from RefSeq and is a predicted model, not a curated record. Gene Ontology annotation, molecular function: serine-type endopeptidase activity; dipeptidyl-peptidase activity. Gene Ontology annotation, biological process: proteolysis. The transcript has a single exon.